ACGCCGGUUCCCGAAGCCUCAGUAUCGUUUCAGCUGGCGAGGACAUCACGCACGAUCGCCAUGAACGCUCAUCUCGUCAAGUCACUCUUCUUUGUUUCAGUCUUUAACCUUUUCCACGAUAAUUUCGCGCAAUACGUGCCACCUACGCCCACCAUCGAACCGCUUCUACCGAAAGGAUUGCGAAUUUCCAUCCCUCAUGAGGAUGGAAUUUCUUUAGUCGCCUAUCACGUGAAAUUCAACGAGGAUUUCUACAGCCUCGAAGCGGGGACCAUCGCUGUGGAUAUUAUAAAAACUAAAAAUGGCCGCUGGACUUACGAGGAUCGCAGGACUAAACUGAAACCUGGGGAUGUCAUUUAUCUAUGGGUUCACGUGGUCUACGAGGGUCUUGGUUACAAUUUACUAGAUCAACAACACGUGGUCGACAAGUUUUAUAAUUACGACGGCACGCAAGCAGGCGGCGGAACGCCUGGCGGAACCUGCACCGCAAAUUCCGAAACGAGGAUGUACAUUCGUGACAAGGAGACCCAGGAACUAAAACGCUCCAACGUGUGCGCUGGCCAAUUGAUCUUCGAGGAAAACUUUGACUCGCUCGAUCCUAAUCGAUGGAAGACCAUUGAACGUUUCUCGCCAUCGAACUACGAGUUCGUCGUGUACAUGAACAACGAAGAGAACGUUUAUUUGAAAGACGGCGCGCUGCACAUUAAUCCGACACUCGUUAAAGAGAAGUUCGACUUCACAUUUGUACAGGAUGGUACCUUGACAUUAACUAAGUGUACAGGCCAAGCUAACACCAACGAGUGCUCACGUACUGCGAGAGCCUGGGACAUUUUGCCUCCUGUUAUCUCAGGACGACUGAAUACCAAGCCGUCUUUCAGCUUCCUGUACGGGAAAAUCGAAAUUCGUGCUAAAUUACCACGUGGCGAUUGGAUAUACCCCUUGCUCACUCUAGAGAACGAGGAGAUUUCGGCGAACGGAACCUCCUUGUGUAACAUCAUAAUCGCGAAUUCGUUAGGCAAUCCACUACUCGUAACAACCAGUAAGCGAGACAUAGGCGGCCAUCUGCUUCAAGGCGGCGCGCACGCAGUGAACGUGCAGGGCAAUACAGCGCAGGACAAUCGCAUGCAAUUACCAACGAAGACGUUGGAUUCUCUGUGGUCCGAUGAUUACCAUGUCUAUGAACUGGAGUGGGGGAACGGAUACAUCGUUCUUCGGGUCGAUGGCGUACAAUAUGGUGAACAGAAGGUGCCUGCUACGUACGAUGUUCCAGUUUACAUUAACAUCGGCUUAGGAGUCGCAGGCCGCGUUGUUUUCCCCGACGGCAGCAGAAGCGGCAACGUCCUGAAACCGUGGAAGAACCUGGGCGUGAAGGCGAUGUACGACUUUUACACCGCUGACAGCGACUGGUUGCAGACAUGGAAGCAAGGGGACGUUCAGCUUUUAGUAGACUACAUCAAAGUACACGCUCUGUAGACGUUUUUGUAAUACUAAAAAUUAAAAUAAUUGAAAUACUUCCACUAAUCUGAAGAUGAUUUCCCGAUUAGCAUGCAGUAUUUAGUCAUGUAACAGCGAACAGGUUAACCCCUUGACUAUUUACUUCCGCUACUGAGCUCCUGUAGUAUUUUACUAUUAACAAUUUGG
Messenger RNA from Nomia melanderi (Alkali bee), 1638 nucleotides. RefSeq names its product beta-1,3-glucan recognition protein 1 (gene B-gluc1). The record is from RefSeq and is a predicted model, not a curated record. Gene Ontology annotation, biological process: carbohydrate metabolic process. Lineage: Eukaryota; Metazoa; Arthropoda; Insecta; Hymenoptera; Halictidae. Gene Ontology annotation, molecular function: hydrolase activity, hydrolyzing O-glycosyl compounds; carbohydrate binding.